AUGGCUGGCACAGCAGCAUGGCAUCUGAAUCCAUGUGACAUAAUCUGUUAUGACUUUAAGGUUUUCCGGCAUGGCGAUCGAUCACCUAUUGAGUCGUAUCCCAGGGAUCCUCACGGGGAGGAGGUGUGGGCUCAGGGCUUCGGACAGCUGACUGAGCUGGGCAUGAAACAACAGUUUGAGCUGGGCAGAUUUCUGAGGAGGCGUUACGGAAACUUUCUCAGUGAAGAUUACAACAACAAAGAGAUAUAUGUCCGGAGCACUGACUAUGACCGCACUCUGAUGAGUGCCCAGGCCUGCCUUGCUGGGAUGUUCACCCCAACCAGGCGCCCGCCUCCCAUCAUGCCCCAGUUACUGUGGCGGCCUAUUCCAGUGCACACCAUCCCCAGGGCCCAUGACAAGCUCCGUGUUGUUGUCUUGUUCACCUCAGCUGUGAACCUGCUGUUGAAGUCUCCAGGCAAAGACUGUCCAAGGUUCAGAGCGCUGAUGACGGAGACCUUUGAGAGUGCGCCCUACCAGAGGUUCCUCAGGGCUCACCAGAGGAUCCAUAACUUGACUCUACCACGCUGGGCCACCCAAGAUGUUCUGGACACCCUGAAGAGAGUGGCAUCAUUUGAGGUCAUGUACAGCAUCCUCAGUCACAAACGAAAAGAGAAGGCCAGGCUUUCGGGAGGGGUCUUACUGAAUGCCAUCCUGAGGAAUUUCUCCAGGGCCGUAGAGCAAGGGAGCACUCUCAAAUUCAUUAUGUACUCUGCUCACGACUCUACACUCAUCACCCUCCAGGCGGCUCUGGACGUGUACAACGGCCUUCUUCCCCCUUAUGCUGCCUGUCAACUCUUUGAGUUCUACCAGGAGAAUGAUGGUUCCUAUUCUCUGGAGCUGUAUUACCGCAAUGAGUCCUGGCGCGACCCCUACCCCAACCCUGUGCCAGGAUGCAAUGGGUUGAACCCGUGCCCUUUGCCAAUGUUUACCGAGCUAGUGCGGGACGUAGCAGCAGAAGACUGGGAGGUUGAGUGCGGGUUUAGGACACGAUGGUCAAGCACAGGUGUCAUAACAGCUCUUGCAGUGGCUGUGGGUCUCCUUGCAGUGGCGCUAUUGUUCAGCAUAGUAGUGGCAAUCCGCAGGAGGAGAGCGCACUACUCCAGGGAGGUGUAG
Molecule: messenger RNA, 1152 nt
Organism: Micropterus dolomieu (smallmouth bass)
Lineage: Eukaryota; Metazoa; Chordata; Actinopteri; Centrarchiformes; Centrarchidae
Product: testicular acid phosphatase homolog
Exons: 10
Coding region: 1-1152 (383 amino acids)
Biological process (GO): negative regulation of ERBB4 signaling pathway; lysosome organization; peptidyl-tyrosine dephosphorylation involved in inactivation of protein kinase activity
Cellular component (GO): postsynaptic membrane; lysosome
Molecular function (GO): acid phosphatase activity; receptor tyrosine kinase binding; protein tyrosine phosphatase activity
Source: RefSeq, a predicted model, not a curated record